AUGUUUCCCAGCAGAAGCACUGCAAUCGUCUACUUUCAAGGUAGUGUGCCUCUACACUGUCCCACUGCUGAGCGAAGUCACAGACACAAUGAAAGAUUGGGUGGUGACCGGAGUGUGUGUGUGCUUGCGACACAAAGUCCUGCAGGGCUUGUAACAGGAGGCAUCAUGAUUCUUGGAGAUGUGUUGCUUGCAUACGGGGCUCACGCUUGGAACACAGGGAUCAAGAUCACGGGGUCUAUCGGAAAGAUAUGCCCACCUGUGGUAUCUCUGCAAGCCCUGGUCUUUACAGCUAUCACCUUUAUUUGGUGUUUGCAGCUACUGCUGGGGACGAUCACGAUGGUGGCAGCAUUCCUGGGCUGGGUAGGGGUUUUCCUGCUGGUCUUGGCCGUCACUCUGCUUUCCCAAGGCGAAGGCCUUGCCUUCAAAGGCAUUGCCUUCCUUUGCUGUCUGCCGCUACUGUUUUACGCGGUGAAACUAGUAGCGGGUGAUAUGGGCUGCAUAGGCAUUUUAACUAUGGUGGUCUUGGCUGCCGCUCUGCUUGGCUAUGUUCUCGGCAAGGUUCACGUUUCGGAAUAUCUUCUGGCAUUCGGCGGCUUCCUGAACUCGCUGCUUGCGAAGAUACAGGUUCUCCCUGCACUAGUCUGGGCAACGCGUGGAUUUGGUCCCUGGCUCGUUCAACAGUGGAUCUUGUUGGUGACUGAUGCGGGUUGCCUGGCGGUUGUGUCCAGUUACACGAUCGUGUACUCCUAUUGGCUGGUCACGUAUUUUCCAGAGACCUGCAACGAGCUGAAGAGGUCAUACCGGCCCAUCAUCUCCUUGCGACGACCGGCAGACCCCCCUGCAACCACUGAUGCGGAAACAUUUUUCGAAUGGUUGAGCAGGAAGUGCUCGAACAUGUUCGCAGGACUCUGUGUGGACUUCCUGAGCUCUGCCCGCUUUCUGAUCGCGGUUGGAGAAGAUUUUCCGCAAGGGCUACUCGGUGCCAUCGUCAGCUACAGGUACGGACAUGGCUUGGGCUUCGCUGGUGUAAGUGCUGUGUGGAGCUUCAUGAAAGGCAUCCUGAUUGCAAUCGGCCAGAUUGUGAUUUACAGCAACAGGUCUCAGGCAGCCGAGUGGGCAAUUGCCAAUAUGCCUGAGAUUUUUUCCGCACGCCUCUUCAUGGAAGCCGAGCAGAAAGCACGACCGUUGUCAGAAGUCGAGCAGCAACUCAAGGACAUGGUUCUGAUGUGUGAUGUCAUCGGCGAGGAGGUGUUUGCAGGCCUGCAUUUGCGACGCGGCGUGGAGUUGUUUGACAGCCUUUUCGACCGCCUGGACAACUGGAUCCUAGACAUGAAAUCAACAGGAGAUGGCGAUCGGACCUUUAAGGACUUGGUCAUCGUGAGCCUGCUAAGACGCUACAGGGAGCAUGAUGUUCCCAUCAAGUCGAUCAAGGAAUUGGGCUUCAGCCGGCAAAGUUACCUGCAGGUUUACACUAUGCCGGACUUCAUGAAAGAAGGCGUUGUUCUAACACCCGCAGAUGCAGAGAAAGAGGGCUUCACCAUCUCUCACGACAUUGAAAAAGGUGGCACAGUCUUGAAGGACUGGUUCGCACGUGAUGAUCUGCGAAAAUACGGAUGCACCCUGGAGCAGUACCUGGAAUCGGGUUGCAGCAUGACGGCCCAGAACGCCCGGGAAGGUGGGUUUUCUGCAGUGGAAUGCUACGCAGCAGGCCUGGUGCUCACUGUCAAAGACUGUUGCGAAGCAGGUUUUGCUCUGAAAGACAUUGUCAGCCUGUAUACGGGAACAGAGCACUGGCGCCCCGGGCUUCUCUGGUGUUUUCCGGCCGUCUCGACCUUGUCCUCCGCACCUCAACUUCUGUCGGUCGAAGACGUCUUGAAGGCAUGUAAGGAAGCCGGGUAUCAGUAUUCUGCCGCGGACUUGAAUCAAGCAAGCUUGCCAGUAAAGCAUUGCAAGGAGGCUGGCUUUUCAUUGAAGGAUUGUCUAAGUCAUGGAUAUUUGUUCCAGCAGUGUGGGCGGGAUGCCUACUCCGCACAAGACUUUAGGGACGAAGGCUUCUCAGCGAAAGACUGCGGGCAGGCCGGCCUGUCUUUGAAGGACAUGCAGCAAGCUGGCUUUGGCCUUGUGGAGGUCUACGAUAAAGGCCAGGAACAUCACGAACAUUCACUGGCACAGUGUCGCCAGGUUGGCUACUCUGCAAGCGAUUGUCGGAAGGCGCAGGUCUCAGCGAAAGACUGCUUAGCCGCCGGCUUUUCUCUGGAAGACCUUCUUGAAGCAGGCUUUUCAGAGGAAGCCCGCAGCAUUGUGAAGUCUGAUUUGAGCGCAAGCACGUGCCAGCAGAGACGCAUCUCCCCGACGUUCUGCAGGGAAGCUGGUUUUCCCUUGCAGGAGUGCAGAGAAGCUGGCUACUCACCUGGAGAUUGCAAGGCUGCCGGCUAUUCUGCAAGCGAGUUUCAGAAAGCAGGCUUCUCAGUGAGAGAUUGCAUCGAGGCCGGCUUUUCUUUGCAGCAGGUCCAGCAAAGCGGUUUUCCAUUGAAGGCCUGCGCAGAUCAAGGUUUUUCUGUGGAUCAGUGCCGGCAGUCUGGGUAUUCCGCAACCGAUUGCAAGAAGGAAGGUCUCUCGCCGAAGGACUGUGUUGAAGCGGGCUAUUCUCUGUUGGAUUGCAGCGAGGCUGGCUUUUCGUUGAAGGAUUGCCAUGAUCAUGGAUACUCGUUGCAGCAGUGUCUGCAGUCUGGUGGCUACUCUGCCAAAGACUUUAAGAAAGGAGGCUUCUCAGUUAAAGACUGCGUGCAGGUGGGCUUGUCUCUGCUGGAGAUUCGAGAGGCCAAGUUUACACUCAAGGAAUGCAAGCAGCAGGGGUUUUCAUAUGAGGAUUGCAAAGAGGCCGGUUUCUCUGCACUGGAUUUCAGGCGGUCCGGGUAUUCUGCCUCAACUUGCAAGCGUGUCGGAUUCUCAAUGAAGGACUGCAAGAAAGGAAAGUUUACCCUGAAGGAGUGUGCCGUAGCUGGCUACCAGGCAGUGCAAGAAUGCAAGUCGGCAGGCUAUAGUGCAGCCGACUGUAGGAAUGCAGGCUGGUCUGUGGAAGACUGCGCCAAGGCCGGGUUCUCUGUGUUGGAAGGCAGGAGAGCUGGAUAUGCCGGCGAUUUUUCUGUCUUAGAGUGCUCGAAGGCGGGCUUUUCUUUGUCGGAUUGUAUUGCAGCUGGAUAUUCUGCAGCUCAAUUUCGCGAGUCUGGCAUUUCACUGAAAGGUUGCGUGCUUGCCGGCUUCUCCUUAUUUGAAUGCAAGACUGCCGGAUAUACGGCACAGGAUUUCAUGAAGGCUGGUUAUUCUGUCAUGGCUUGGCACUAUGCAAGGAUCUAUAAACACACAGCGCAGGAACGCGCAAAAAGCGCUGCCAAUUCUUGA
This is a messenger RNA of Symbiodinium sp. CCMP2456, 3402 nucleotides long. Lineage: Eukaryota; Dinophyceae; Suessiales; Symbiodiniaceae. The record is from the annotation of a GenBank genome assembly.